AUUUUUUCUGGGAGUGAGGAACGAACGACAGAAGACUAUCCCUGGGUUCCCGAGGAUGAAAACAUAUAAGAAAAUCGACGAAAAAAGAAAACAAGGGUCCAAUCUUUAGAGAGGCGACGUAAUAAUCAACACCAUCAUAUCUACUUUAUUCGCCAACGAAAUCAGUCGAAAAGAUAAUCAUGUCUUAUAAAUAUAAAGAACGUGUGACGAGACUUUCUAAAGACAAUCUUUACAUGGCAUUGGCUCUUUGGAUGGAGGAAUUUCCAUAUUUUCAAGAAGAAGAUGAUGGCUGCAAAGGUGUAGGAGUUGUGUUUGUUCUACCAAACGAUCGAGUUUUAAGCGUCGACUGCAGUCGUGAUGGCGUCCAUGGAAUUGCUCGAGUGAUCGUCAAACACUGCGCAGAUAGAGUUGAAGGCUGCAAAGUUUUCGUCUCUCGAAAACCGUGUUCUAUCUGUGCCAAACUUCUUGUACAAGCGAGAGUUUUAAGAGUCUUCUACUUACCAAUUAUGCCAGAAAAAGAGGAGGACCUGGCAAAUGUCGAUCGUCUCUUCAAUGCCAGCCCUGUUGCACAGUCUAUGUUUGUUCCCCAUGUUGGUGAGAGUUUAUUAGAUAAGAUAAUGGAAAGGGAGAGUCUGGAAGACGCCGAUUUUAUUAACUCCUGCCAAAAAGAAAUUUUCAAUAAAUGGUGGGAUAAAGACAGUGUCACUCUUGACCCUCUUGACGAAAACAUGAAACAACAAAUUGAAGGGGAUUUCGAUUUACUCAUGAAAUGGAUCGCUUCAAUCAAGACACCAGUUUAUAAAGCAGAAAUGAAAUUUUACAACGUCGACUUUAAAGGUGAUGAUUUGGGAGUAAUUCAUAAUGCAGAAGUGACCGAGUUUCCCGGCGGAGACGUAGCUAAGCACAUGAUGGUCUUUGCCAAGAUGCUUGCUCGCCAGACAGAUGACCCAAAAACAGGAGUUGGGGCAAUUCUUAUGGACAAAUUAAAGAAGGAAAUCGUGGGUUUGGGAUGGAAUGGAUUUCCAUCGAAAGCUUUGUAUGCAGAAUUCCCACGCGCCUCGGAUAAAGAUGCCUCGGAUAAAGAUACCUCGGAUAAAGAUACCUCGGAUAAAGAUACCUCGGAUACCAGUACAAGAGAAAAAAAGUACCCUUUUGUAAUCCACGCCGAACAAAAUGCUUUGAUGGUGAGAAAUGAAAAGGACUUGAAAGAUGGAAUCCUCUUUGUCACGAAAUGCCCUUGCAAUGAAUGUGCACCUUUGGUUAAACUAAGUGGUGUAGAAACGAUAGUCGUAGGGGAGCACCUUGAAGAUCGAAAAGAGGGCGACUCUGCACUGAAUUACGAUAAAGUGAGAAAGUACGUCAAGGAUGGAGAACUCCAAUGCAUCGAAAUGAGAAAAGGUGAUGCUAGUGAAUAAACAAGGAGUAAAGGUUUCUUUGGACACUGUACCACAUGCAAUGCAAAUAGUAGGGUUUCAGCUGCUUGAUUUCAGGAUUUGAAAUAAGGUUAGAAUACAGUAAAACCUGUCAGACCGAAAUUUUAGUUUCAAGCAUCCUUCACAUAAAAACCCUCAGCCUUACAUUUCAAAGUAUAGGUCCUUUAAUUUUUCUAAAUAUAAAAUUAGUCUGUUUAAUUUCCUUGUAAACAAUGAAAUAUAGCAUAUUCUAUACUUCAGUAGAGCAUUUAGUGAAAUAAGAAUAUAAGGAUAUUAAGUUUUGCUUUCAUGAAUUGAUUCAGUGAUAUCUGCUACAGUACUUACCCGCUUAUAAGAACUCAUUUAUGCAGAUUUAGCCUAAACGGGUUCUUAUGUAAAUAGUGCCUAGUGGAAUUGCAGGCUAAAUAGGUUUUUAGUAGGUUCUUAUUUAUCCCUUAUGUAAUGAAAAUUUACAAGGUUUUGAAAUAUUUUUUAUACCAAAUUUAGAAGUGUAUACAUGCACGUUCAAGUUCACUACAGUUUGAGAUGAAGAAUUCUUUGGGUAAUUAAUUUCUAUAAGAACCUAUCUAUAAGAGGCCUUUUUGAAAUAUAAUAGGUUCUUAUGUUUAAAUGGAGUCUAUUUUGAUAUUUUUAGGCUAACAGGUUCUUAAAUUGCAGGUUCUAAUAAGAGAGUAAUAAUUACUGUAUUAGAUACAAUUAGUCCAGAAAAUAAAACUAUUAUUUGCUAUUUCUUUAAUUAUGUUUCACGGUACAGGUGCGUUGACUCUUUGCUGAGAAUAGUUACUACAUAACACGUACCUUCCAUGCUUAGGCCUGGGCUGCACCACUGAAUAAAUGUUGUCCAUUUAAUCUGAUUAAAAAUUUAGGUUUAGAUACAGCGUGUUUUUAAUUUCAACAAACGCAUAUGAUCAUAUGAGUAGAUUGAACUUCAUAAGCUUCUCCGACUAUGAAAAGAAAUAGUCUUUUCGUCAAACGGUUUUAUAGAAAUUAUAUGAGCUGAUUAGCGCUUUUGUGACACUAAGCAUCUUUGAACGCUAAAAAAAUCUAGAGUACCACAUCUAUUUUGUGCUAAUCAAAGUUGUAAAUUGUUUAAUUAGUAUCAAAAAUUGUAAAUGAUUUUCUUUUUGAAACA
Messenger RNA from Exaiptasia diaphana, 2565 nucleotides. Its product is annotated as cytidine and dCMP deaminase domain-containing protein 1. The transcript has 2 exons. The record is from RefSeq and is a predicted model, not a curated record. Bases 180 to 1415 code for a protein of 411 amino acids. NCBI's taxonomy places the organism in Eukaryota, Metazoa, Cnidaria, Anthozoa, Actiniaria, Aiptasiidae. Gene Ontology annotation, molecular function: zinc ion binding; hydrolase activity.